Molecule: messenger RNA, 5782 nt
Organism: Oncorhynchus tshawytscha (Chinook salmon)
Lineage: Eukaryota; Metazoa; Chordata; Actinopteri; Salmoniformes; Salmonidae
Product: sodium/calcium exchanger 1-like
Exons: 2
Coding region: 586-2421 (611 amino acids)
Biological process (GO): sodium ion transmembrane transport; cell communication; calcium ion import across plasma membrane
Cellular component (GO): postsynapse; sarcolemma; axon
Molecular function (GO): calcium:sodium antiporter activity
Source: RefSeq, a predicted model, not a curated record
GAGUCGUUUCCCUUUGCUCUUUCUGAAAUCGAUGUGGAUAGAAUAAUCCCCGAGCGGUAGAGCUUUGGGAAAAAGUGUAUUCCGAGAGUUUGUCCGUCUCUACAGAAGCAGCCCGCGUUCUAAACGCACUUUGGACUCGGUCUCUGUGCAUGGAGCUCUGUGGCUGUCCACACAUCGAAUAGGAUAGGAAAGAGGUUGAGUGAGAGAAGGCGAGUGAAAGCGAGAGAGAGAGGGGGGGGGGAAAUAAUCAGGAAGAACUCUCAGCGCACCUUUUAGUUCUCCGAUAUGCAGAUUUGCUGAUAAAACAUCAGUUAUCUGUUCAUCUCAUACAGGUCGUGGAAAACUGCGAGUGCAUGGGAAUCUUUAACUCGUUUUUUCUUCACCGGGGUAUCUCGCCUUGAUUUCGUAUAAAACCCAGCACGAAUGUGAGCUGUAAUACCAGGCUACUGACGGCUCUAUCGGCUCCUUAUUGGCAUUUUCACGUCUAGGCUACUACAACUACUAUUGCUGACUUCUGCCUGUGGAUCUUACCGUUAUAUAUUGUGAAAGGUUUAGGAAGCAGAGGAAGCUCACCUCUCCAGAAUCAUGGGACACUUUCAGCUCUCCCCCAUGCACUCCCUUGGCCUUCGGCUUAUGGUUGUCGUAGCAGUCAUGUUUCUCAAAUUCCAACAUGUGACGGCUAUGUCCUCGGACGUGGACUUGGAUCAGUUUGUGUCUCCAACUGCCAGCGGCAAUGUUACUGUGUGCACCACAGCAGGCACAGCAUGCGAAAAAGGGGUGAUUCUGCCUAUCUGGGAACCUCAGAAUCCCUCGUUUGGGGACAAAGUGGCACGGGCAACAGUCUAUUUCGUGGCCCUGGUGUACAUGUUCCUUGGAGUGUCCAUCAUCGCUGACCGUUUCAUGGCGUCCAUCGAGGUCAUCACCUCUCAGGAGAAAGAGAUCACCAUCAAGAGACCCAACGGAGAGACCACCACCACCACCGUGCGGAUCUGGAACGAGACAGUGUCCAAUCUCACGCUCAUGGCCCUGGGUUCAAGUGCCCCUGAGAUCCUACUGUCCGUCAUUGAGGUUUGCGGCCACGGUUUUGAUGCAGGAGCCUUGGGUCCAAGCACCAUCGUGGGCAGCGCCGCCUUCAACAUGUUUGUCAUCAUUGGCAUCUGUGUGUACGUGGUGCCCGACGGGGAGGUCCGUAAGGUCAAGCACCUGCGCGUCUUCUUCGUCACAGCCACCUGGAGCAUCUUCGCCUACAUCUGGCUCUACCUGAUCCUGGCUGUCAUCUCCCCCGGCAUAGUGCAGGUAUGGGAGGGCCUGCUCACCCUCUUCUUCUUCCCCAUCUGCGUGUUGUUCGCCUGGGUCGCUGACCGACGCCUCCUCUUCUACAAGUACGUCUACAAGCGCUACCGUACCGGCAAGCAGCGGGGCAUGAUCAUUGAAACCGAGGGUGACCGCCCGCUCCCGUCCAAAGUCGACAUUGAGAUGGACGGAAAGAUGCUCAACUCUCACGCGGUGGACUUCCUGGACGGGCCUCUGGGGCUGGAGCUGAACAUGAAGGACCUGGAUGAGGAGGAGACCCGGCGCGACAUGGCCAAGAUCCUCAAGGAGCUGAAGCAGAAGCACCCAGACAAGGAGAUGGAGCAGCUGAUUGAACUGGCCAACUACCAGGUGUUGAGUUCACAGCAGAAGAGCAGGGCCUUCUACCGCUGCCAGGCCACCAGGCUCAUGACCGGUGCUGGAAACAUCCUGAAGAAGCAUGCGGCCGACCAGGCCCGCAAGGCAGUCAGCUUGCACGAGGUUCGCUCUGAUGUGGCCGAUAACGACCCCAUUUCCAAGAUAUACUUUGACCCCGGCUCCUACCAGUGCCUGGAGAACUGCGGCACAGUGGCAGUUAACGUGCUACGGCGAGGCGGUGACCUGACCAAGACAGUGUCAGUGGAGUUCCGUACGGAGGAUGGAUCAGCCAACGCGGGCUCGGACUACGAGUUCACCGAGGGGGUGGUGGUGUUCAAGCCCGGCGAGACCCAGAAGGAGAUCCGUGUGGGCAUCAUUGAUGAUGACAUCUUUGAGGAGGAUGAGAACUUCCUGAUCCACCUGAGCAACGUAAAAGUGCUGCUGGCAGAGGGAGAGGAGGUAGAGAACCCAGAGACCAAUCACGUGGAAGCGGUGGCCUGUCUCGGCCUGCCUGCCACGGCAACCGUGACCAUCUUUGACGACGACCACGCCGGCAUCUUCACGUUCGAGGAGCCGGUGGCACACGUGAGUGAGAGCGUGGGCACCAUGGAGGUGAAGGUGCUGCGGACGUCAGGGGCACGUGGGGUCGUCAUGGUGCCCUACAAGACUGUGGAGGGCACAGCACGUGGAGGAGGAGAGGAUUUCGAAGAUACCCACGGGGUCCUGGAGUUCCAGAACGAUGAAAUCUUGUAAGUUCUUAAGUUAUUUUAAAAUAUUUAUUCAUUUUAUAUGUGGGGGCUGACAUUACACUGCUUAUUAGUGUGCUAUUAUGCUUUUUUGGCCAUGAACAUUUUACAUUUGAAGGAAUAUUUUCAGACAAAUUUCUCAAAAAGUGAGUAGGCUAUUGAAAUAUGUUGUGUAAUGUAUAAAUCUGAAGCCACCAAUGCCGUUUAUUGUCAGUCUCUCUAGUUAUGCAUGUGUAGUCUAUGCUGAUGCUGGGUUUUGUUUGUCUGUGAAUGCAUGUGUUGAUGAUGAUGAGGAUGGAUGCUGAGUGUGUUUGUGUCAUGUCGUGGUCGUGGUGCAGCGGACUGCUUGUGUGCCAUGAGGAGACGUCAUCAACUCCCUUUGUUUCCACUCUCCUCUCUGCUUCUUCUUUCAUUCAUUCAUUCCUUUAUUCAUUCACUCAUUGACUUAUUGAUUUAUUUAUCGAAUGUGUGACUUCUGCUGAGUUCUCAGCAUCUGUGUUUCAAUCGCUCUCAGGUUUAUCCAUGUUGGAUUGCUCCUCGUUAAUUUCAGGGGCAUGACCAGCCUGAACUCUAUAAGCUUUGACCAUUGUUGAUGUAUCGUGAAUUAAUUUCUGUUGUUAUUUUGUUUCUGUUUUGCCACUAAUGUGGUUUCUGUACUGCAUCUCAGAUAACUGUGUAGAUUGGAUCUGGCAUGUCUUACAGAUAUGCCACUACAGGUAUACUGUAUCUCAUUUAAUAUUAGAGACGGUUCGUAGAAAUGUCAGAGACUUGGCAUUCAGGGUUGAAUGAUCAGGUUAGGCUCUAUGCCUGUAUUCACAGUUCUGAAAAGAGUGUCUCAUAUGUUUUAAGGUUUGGGCUAGUUAAUUCCUUUAUAAAAGGACAAGAGCAGAUUGUCUCUGACUCUCUAUUCCCCUCUUUCUCUCCCUCUCUCCCCAUACUCACCCUAAGUGACAUGCAGGGGACAAGUGAGACAGAUGAAUGAAAAGGGCUUGUUUCUAAACAGAUUCAAAGCAGAUGUUUAGGUUCAACUUUCGAGGCCCAUUGCACAGUUUCCAUAGCGUAGCUCUCACAGCGCUGCUCAGUGGAUUUUAAGAACACUUGUCUAAAUGAAAUGAUGGAGCGUCAGAGGUAAGGUAUUCUACAGUACAGGAACCAGUAGCUUACAAUCUAGACCAGCAGCAGCUCUGGGAGGAAUACACUGUAGAACAUCAGUUUUAAUUUUCUGGACUUUUUGGAAUGGAAUGCUGUUAGCUGACUGCUCUAAUUGUGUAAUUGGGUUUUAAUAUGGCAAUAUGAUAUCACAUAGUUUGUUUCAUUUCCACAAAAAUUAUACCUGUAUCUACAUUUGAACUUUUUAUUCAAUAUCUUGCCACAGUAUAUUUCAGGGUUUGAAUUUUAUUCUAGUGAUGUUUGGAGCAAAGGCUCCAGGGCAAGGCUCUGAGGGGGCUAGAGUCCGUAUCACAGUUUCAUCUUCAGACGACAAGAAAGCUAAACCUCCUACCAGAGAACUGGAAAUGUGUUAAACACCUCCCAACAAGCCCUUGAACACAUCCAGAAAGGGGAGAGGACACUGUAACUGUAGAAAAAUGAAUUAGGAUGCAGACGAUCUGAAGUGAAGCGCCCAUGGGCUGGGGGCCCGUGGACUGAGGGCUGGGGGGCUGGGGGCCCGGUGGCAGCCUCUUCUCUGACUCAGCUGCAAGCUCCCUCCACCCUUUGUGUCGCAGUCAAAGUUUCAGCUCUCUCCUCUUUCACUUGGGCUUCCCAUCAGAAAGCGAAGCGUAAUUUGUCUCCAGAAUUGGAUAUGAGGGCCUGAGUAGACUGCUUGAAGAGAUGGGUUGGUGGAGCACUGGCUGUGAUUGCAGUUUGUUUGACCAGAGGAUAGAUUGGGCAAAUGACUGGUGAGUUGCAGGUUGGGCAAAGGACUGUUGAGUUGCAGGUUGGGCAAAUGACUGGAGGGUGGCAGGUUGGGCAAAUGACUGGUGAGUGGCAGGUUGGGCAAAUGACUGGUGAGUUGCAGGUUGGGCAAAUGACUGGAGUGUGGCAGGUUGGGCAAAUGACUGGAGGGUGGCAGGUUGGGCAAAUGACUGGAGGGUGGCAGGUUGGGCAAAUGACUGGUGAGUUGCAGGUUGGGCAAAUGACUGGUGAGUGGCAGGUUGGGCAAAUGACUGGAGGGUGGCAGGUUGGGCAAAUGACUGGUGAGUUGCAGGUUGGGCAAAUGACUGGUGAGUUGCAGGUUGGGCAAAUGAUGGUGAGUGGCAGGUUGGGCAAAUGACUGGUGAGUGGCAGGUUGGGCAAAUGACUGGAGGGUGGCAGGUUGGGCAAAUGACUGGUGAGUGGCAGGUUGGGCAAAUGACUGGAGGGUGGCAGGUUGGGCAAAUGACUGGUGAGUGGCAGGUUGGGCAAAUGACUGGAGGGUGGCAGGUUGGGCAAAUGACUGGAGGGUGGCAGGUUGGGCAAAUGACUGGUGAGUGGCAGGUUGGGCAAAUGACUGGUGAGUGGCAGGUUGGGCAAAUGACUGGAGGGUGGCAGGUUGGGUAAAUGACUGGUGAGUGGCAGGUUGGGCAAAUGACUGGUGAGUGGCAGGUUGGGCAAAUGACUGGUGAGUGGCAGGUUGGGCAAAUUACUGGUGAGUUGCAGGUUGGGCAAAUGACUGGAGGGUGGCAGGUUGGGCAAAUGACUGGAGGGUGGCAGGUUGGGCAAAUGACUGGUUAGUGGCAGGUUGGGCAAAUGAUUGGACGGUGGCAGGUUGGGCAAAUGACUGGAGCGUGGCAGGUUGGGCAAAUGACUGGAGGGUGGCAGGUUGGGCAAAUGACUGGUGAGUGGCAGGUUGGGAAAAUGAUGUGAGAAAUUUCAGUUAGCGCAAACUGCCCUAGUCUCCACACCGUGCUGUUCCACUUCUUCCCUCCAUCUCUCCUGUGCGAGUGCUUGUCAUGUCAGAGGCGCCGUCCCCCUAAAGUUGAGUAUUUAGUCAGUAAUAAGGCUUUUGUGUGGUUUUUCGGUUCGUGUUGCAGCCUCUCCUCUCCCCUCUGACAGGCCUGUUGUAUGGGAAACAUAUUCAGUUAAUUAGCAUGGCUACUCAACAGAGAGCCAUUUGGGUCUGUUUUAGGGUUAUGCCGGUGGCAGUGGUGACCCCAGUCACCAGUGCUGUUCUGUGGUUGGGUUCACAGAUGGCAUGGCCAGUAUGGGUCUAUUAGAUUGAUGAUUUUAUGGAUUAUUCUAUGGAACUAAAUCCUCAAUCCUCUUAUAACUGAAAGGUGUGACUGUGUGUGGAUGAUACAAGAGAGCUGAUCUUAGAUCUGUGUGUGUGUGUGUGUGUGUGUGUGUGUGUGUGUGUGUGUGUGUGUGUGUGUGUGUGUGUGUGUGUGUGU